GGUUGAUAUUUUUCUGCUUCAUACCAGACCAAACCGAUGAUUCAAUCCACCGUCGCCAGUGGUUCAGUUUCGCCGGUGAAAAUGUUGGUAACAACAUUUGCCUCAAAUAAAACCCCGCCACCUUAUCCGACCACCGUUUCCGCCGCCACAAGCCACCCCGAAACCCCAAAAGUUCACCUUAAAUCCAUCGAUCGCCGUCGCAUUCUCGCUUCACUCGCCGCUUCUAUCACCCCAUUCUUGGCUCCUAACCCUCACCUCAACCACGAAGAAUCUCCUCUUCCUCCCGUGUUUUUAUUUCCCUCCGCCGAUGCUCGCGGCCUCUUCCAAAUGCCCCCUGUUCGUCUCUCCAAUCGGUACUUCCUAGUGAGGGCAGGGGAGUCUGAAUUUGAGAGUUUGGGUAUAAUUAACACAAACCCUGUUGGGAAAACAUCUGUAGAUAAUGGUUUAUCGAAGAUCGGGAAGAAACAGGCAGUGAAAGCAGCUUUGAGAUUGAAGGAAAUUGGGGCUUGUGAUAAUGGGUGCUGGAUUUGGCCUUCUAUUACUCAGAGAGCUUACCAGGCUGCUGAGAUCAUUGCUGCCAUUAAUGGGAUCAAUAGAAGUAAUAUAGUUCCGGAGUACAGUUUCUUGGAUGCCCGUGGAUUAGGAGCGUAUGAAGGAAAGGCGUUACAAUCCGUUUCCGAAAUAUAUGCAUCAGAUAGUGUAUCCACGAACAUUAAGCCACCCCCAAUCAACGAUGGAACACCUAACGAGAGUGUUGCGGAUGUGUUUGUUCGGGUGACACAACUAAUGUCGAUUCUUGAAACUCAGUAUUCUGAGGACACUGUUAUCAUUGUCUCCCCCGACUCUGAUAAUUUGACGAUCCUACAAGCGGGUCUUGUCGGACUCGAUCUUCGAAGGCAUAGCGAGCUUUCGUUUGAGCCUGGGGAAGUUCGGUUUUUCGACCCGAGUAGCAUUCCUACUUACAAGCAACCUGCAUCUGCUUUGUAUAAAUGUUUAAAACCUCCUAAUUGUACACGAGUUUAAUAUUUGUAUCACAAUGUUUGUAGUUAUUGGAGUA
Lactuca virosa is the source of this 1057-nucleotide messenger RNA. NCBI's taxonomy places the organism in Eukaryota, Viridiplantae, Streptophyta, Magnoliopsida, Asterales, Asteraceae. The record is from the annotation of a GenBank genome assembly.